Molecule: messenger RNA, 1850 nt
Organism: Arabidopsis lyrata subsp. lyrata
Lineage: Eukaryota; Viridiplantae; Streptophyta; Magnoliopsida; Brassicales; Brassicaceae
Product: F-box protein At3g17320
Molecular function (GO): protein binding
Source: RefSeq, a predicted model, not a curated record
UCUUCCCGGGCCCAAAAACCAGAGCGAGUAUUAACUUAUUUGACUGAACCGUCUCUAUAUAAAAAGAUUGAAAACGUGGAAGUAAAACCCUAAUCACCAUUUCGUACGUCUAUCCUUAUUGAAACAAGGACGACCUAAUUUCCAUUUCAUUGAUAUUUGUUAAAACAAUGACGAAGAUUUCCGAUCUUCCUAGGGAUUUGGCAGAGGAGGUGCUCUCUAGGGUUCCAGUUACAUCUCUGAGAGCAGUACGAUUUACUUGCAAAAAGUGGAACACUUUAACUAAACAUCGGAGCUUUACAAAGAAGCUGGUUUGUCAAGCAAAAGCAGAACCAAAGAAGAAGCAGGCGAAGGAGUUUCAUGCGAUCAUGACGAUGAAUUAUAAGGUUUAUCUGAUGAGCGUCAAUCUAGAUGAAAUUCACAAAGAUGACAACGUUGAAUCAUCUAUAAAGCAGAAAGGUAAACUUAUUAGCCUAAACGUUGCUGAUCGAAUAAGUAUAUCUCAAGUUUGUCACUGUGAUGGUUUGUUGUUAUGCAUCACCAAUGACAACUCUAGGCUUGUGGUUUGGAACCCUUAUUCUGGGCAAACAAGAAGGGUCCAACCUCGAAUUUCUUACAAGAGAUGGGACUACUACAAGUAUGCUCUCGGGUACGAGAUGAAUAACAACUCUUAUCGUAGCCACAAAAUUUUGAGAUUUACACCACUAUGGGAGUUUGAAAUCUACAAUUUAAACUCUAAUUCAUGGAAGGAUGUUGAGGUCACCCCCGACUGGACUAUAGAUCAACAUGGCGUGUCUCUCAAGGGUAAUACUUACUGGUCUUCUCUAAGACAGAAGAGCUUACAUUUUGAGAUAUUAGAAGAGAUCCCUGGUUUUUUACUAUGUUUUGAUUUUACAACAGAGAAAUUUGGACCGCAUCUGCCUCUGCCAUUUAAGUACCCUUUUAGAGAAGAUACUAUAACUCUAUCUAUUGUUGGAGAAGAGCAACUUGCAGUGUUAGGUCAGCAUCAACAUUGGACAGAGAUAUGGAUUAGUAAUAAGAUUGAGCCAAAUGCGGUGUCAUGGAGCAAAUUGUUUUUAAUAGUAGAUGAGAUAAGACUAGACCCGGCUAGAGCUGCGACUUUCUUCGUUGAUGAGGAGGAGAAUGUGGCCGUGGUUUUUGAUAAAGGCAAAUGGGUUCAUAAGUCCAGUCGCAACACAGCCAACAUCGUUGGAGUGGAUGGAUACGACAAAGAAGCGGAUCUCGGAGAAUCUGUCCACAAAUAUUGUUUUCCACUUGUGUGCUCUUAUGUUCCGAGUUCAGUGCAAAUCUAGCAACUUACACCAUGCACGAAACAAAAGGAAGAAACCAUGUCAUUAAUUAGUCCAUUUACAAAAUCUAUGAUUUAGUUCUUGCUUUGUUCUUUUGUCAUGUUCUUUGAUGAUGAUGAAGAUUAGUCAAAACAAAUAUUUUAAAAAUCUUGCAUUAACAGUAGUACAAACUCAACAAGACUCGGCGAAGAAAACAUAAUCUUUGUUGAGAAAUAACUCGAAUUCUAUUAAUUAUCUCUGUAAAAUUCAAUCAUUCUCAAAGUUUGGGAAUUGGGAGAGUAGGUUUCCUUGGGUUUUUUCAUCAAGUUUUGAUGUUUUUACACGUUGCUUGCGUAUCUAAUAUAAUUAAUUUAACUCUUAAGUAUAAACAUAAAUCUUAUACAAAUUUUAGCAUCUUAAAAACAUUACAAAUUUUGAAAAAUUAUCUAAAAACUUGAAAUAUUAAACAGAAACUAGUUAUAAUCUUAUGUUCCAAACUCUAUGAUCUGGACCGUUCGUUUUACUUAAGCGCUCGAUCUACCGGACUGCUCAAAAGGAAUGAAU